AGCGGUAACAAGAUCAUCAACGACUACGAAGUCCUUGACGAGCUGGGCCGCGGAGUUCAUGGGAAGGUCAAGCUGGGACGGAACCUCAUCACCGGUGAUCACAUCGCCAUCAAGAUGAUUCCACGAGCGGCCAAACGCAAAAGACUCGGCAAGAAUGACAGUCACGAGGAGAAGAUUCGUCGAGAGGUUGCCAUACUCAAGAAAGUUCGCCAUCCCAACGUAGUCAGCCUGCUCGAGGUGAUUGAUGACCCGAAAGCGAAGAAAGUCUAUCUCAUCCUCGAACUCGUCGAGCUCGGAGAAGUCAACUGGCGAACACGAGGCGCUCGCGAAAUCACCUUGACUCGUUCGGCGAUACGGGAUACUGUACUAGGCUUGGAGUAUCUCCAUUACCAAGGAGUCGUCCAUCGUGACAUCAAACCCGCCAACCUGCUCUGCACCAGCGAUCAUCGAGUCAAGAUAUCCGAUUUUGGCGUCUCGUACCUCGGCAGAAUACCCAAGGACGAAAACGAUGGCUACCACUCCGAAUCUGAUUACCAGGACGACGAAGACAUGGACCUGGACAACCCCGUCGAGUUGGCCAAGACUGUUGGCAGCCCAGCAUACUUUGCGCCUGAACUUUGCGACCUCGAUCCGGAUCCGACGGCCGAAGCCCCGCAAGUCACUCAAGCCAUCGACAUCUGGGCAUUGGGUGUGACUCUCUACGGUCUCGUCUAUGGCCGGCUCCCCUUUUACACGGAAGGCUCCGAAUUUCACCUCAUGCGUGUCAUCCAUGAUGUGCCGGCAUACAUCCCCCGUCGUCGUCUGAAAGCCGACGUCGACGACGACCUGCAUGACCUUCUCACGCGACUGCUGGAGAAGGACCCCCGGAAGCGAAUCACGCUGCGAGAAGUCAAACGUCAUCCGUGGGUGGUUCGCGACAUUGAAGACAAGGUCGCCUGGCUCGAUGAGACGGAGCCC
Messenger RNA from Pseudovirgaria hyperparasitica, 957 nucleotides. RefSeq names its product kinase-like protein. The record is from RefSeq and is a predicted model, not a curated record. Gene Ontology annotation, molecular function: ATP binding; protein serine/threonine kinase activity. Gene Ontology annotation, cellular component: cytoplasm. Gene Ontology annotation, biological process: intracellular signal transduction; protein phosphorylation. The annotation marks the transcript as partial. The transcript is spliced from 3 exons. Lineage: Eukaryota; Fungi; Ascomycota; Dothideomycetes; Acrospermales; Acrospermaceae.